AUCUCUGGAUCCAGAAGACAAAAAAUUCCACACGCGGAGAAGACGCAAUAAAUUAAUCUCAACUGACUCACUUCCCACCCACCACCGCCGCCGCCACCGACGCAUCCACCAAACUUCCAAAUCUCCCCACCGAAGUCCUCCCAGUUUCAUCCUCCUCUGCCUCCCUCAGCUCUAUCUGCUUUGCUCCCUCUCUCUCUCCCAAUAAUUAAUCUAAUCCACUCCCACUGACAGAGCUCUCAUCAGUGGCCAUUUUUAAAUUGAGGAGUUGUUGGUGGGUGCCUCUGGGUUUUUAUUCUUUGCCCCCCAAACAAAAGGCACACCCUAGAUUUAUAGGAUCCUCAACCAUGAUUCUGGGGAUGGGUCUGUUUUCUGAAACCUACAGUACCAGGCAUGUGCUUUUCUAAUAGGAAGUCUUCAUCUCUCUCCCUCUUCAAUCAUACAAAAUCUCCUUACUUUAUUACUAUUACUUUUAUUCCAUUUUUAUCUUGACCAAAGCUUCUAUCUUUACUUCAAAUGUGGUCCUACAAAUAAAGGGUACCCCUUGUUUUGGUUAAUCAGUCAGUGUAUGUUGUUCUUGUUUUAGAAUUUCAGAGAGAGAAAACUAUGGGAUCUGGAAAUGGGGUUUAUUCAGUUGGGGAUUUCGAUUUGGAUGCCAAGUGGCUGAUCGAUCCAAAGCAACUUUUUGUUGGUCCGAGGAUUGGGGAAGGCGCGCAUGCCAAAGUGUACGAGGGAAAAUAUAAGAAUCAAAAUGUUGCUGUAAAAAUUGUUCCUAGAGGGGAAACUCCAGAGGAGAUUGCCAAGAGAGAAGCCCGGUUUGCGAGGGAAGUGGCAAUGAUGUCGAAAGUGCGGCACAAGAACUUAGUGAAGUUCAUUGGUGCCUGCAAAGAACCUGUAAUGGUCAUAGUGACCGAGCUUCUUCUAGGCGGGACUUUGCGCAAAUACUUGUUCAGCAUGCGGCCAAGGUGCUUGGACACGCAUGUGGCAGUUGGGUUUGCGCUUGAUAUUGCUCGUGCUAUGGAAUGCUUACACUCCCAUGGAAUCAUUCACCGGGACCUGAAACCUGAGAAUUUGAUCUUGACCGCAGACCAUAAAACUGUCAAACUUGCGGAUUUUGGCUUAGCAAGGGAAGAGUCGUUGACAGAGAUGAUGACCGCUGAAACUGGGACAUACCGGUGGAUGGCUCCUGAGCUUUACAGCACGGUUACAUUACGACAUGGAGAGAAGAAGCAUUACAAUCAUAAGGUGGACGCUUACAGCUUUGCAAUUGUAUUGUGGGAACUCAUCCAUAACAAGCUGCCUUUCGAAGGCAUGUCGAAUUUACAAGCAGCGUAUGCAGCCGCUUUUAAGAAUGUUAGACCCAGUGCCGAAAGCCUACCCGAGGAUUUGGCUCUGAUCGUAACUUCAUGUUGGAAAGAGGAUCCCAAUGACCGGCCCAACUUCACCCAAAUUAUACAGAUGCUGCUGCAUUACCUCUCUACUAUUUCGGUGCCAGCACCCGCUAUCCCCCAACGGAUGUUCAAAUCUGAGAACGCUGUACUCCCACCAGAGUCACCCGGUACUAGUUCCUUGAUGGCUACACACAACUCCGGUGAAACCGCUAAAACCAACACGGACAUGGAAGAUAAAACUAAAGGUUUUUUCUCCUGCUUUAGACAGUGUUAUUGAUACUGAAAGCUGUAAUCUUAGGAAAAAAAACUAUAAUUUUCAUUUAGCGGCCUACGGUCUGAUGUUACUGUCGAAAUUCAGAUGGUGUUUAGGUUUAGUUUGGUCUCAUUGAGAUCAAACGAAAGGAAUUUUUAGAGUUGUGGAGUUGGGGUUGCUGUGAUGUAUUGACAUUGUAAAAAUAAGGGUUCAUCCAAAAGCCUAUGCUCCUAUUCAAUAAAAUCUCUUCUGAGAGUAUGCCAUAA
Malus domestica (apple) is the source of this 1907-nucleotide messenger RNA. RefSeq names its product serine/threonine-protein kinase STY13-like. The record is from RefSeq and is a predicted model, not a curated record. Lineage: Eukaryota; Viridiplantae; Streptophyta; Magnoliopsida; Rosales; Rosaceae. Gene Ontology annotation, biological process: protein phosphorylation; signal transduction. Gene Ontology annotation, cellular component: cytoplasm. Gene Ontology annotation, molecular function: ATP binding; protein kinase activity.